Messenger RNA from Fusarium redolens, 477 nucleotides. RefSeq lists its product as uncharacterized. The transcript is spliced from 2 exons. NCBI's taxonomy places the organism in Eukaryota, Fungi, Ascomycota, Sordariomycetes, Hypocreales, Nectriaceae. The coding region runs from base 1 to 372 and encodes 123 amino acids. The record is from RefSeq and is a predicted model, not a curated record.
AUGCAGGCUGUGACGGAAUCGAACCACUCUAAUCUCGCACCGCAGAUGAAUCUACGCCCUUUACUCAGCUUGCAUGGUCCGAAUCUCAGCCUUCGUGCGGCUCAUGUCGAGGACGGUGCCGAUGCCUUACGAGGCAAAAACAGGCAGAUCCCUACCAGCUGCUGCAGUGUCAAUAUUCGCGUCGAUGGAGUCCGAGAGCAGCAUACAGCAUAUCCCAUCGGUUACGGUGUUGACGCUGGUGAGAUCGCUGGCCUUGGCCUCGGUGCUGAUGAUGUCGCCAGGGCUGGCAUGCAAACUGAUAUUGGCCAAAGCGUUGAUCCUGUCACUAUUGAUGAUGGAAACGUUAGAGAUGGCGUGAAUAAUCAUUCUUGAUCAGCACCUAUGCUUCUUAUAAUGCGCGUUUGGUGUCCUCAGAGUUAAGGGAGAAAGGAGCGCGGUAGGUUCUAUGUCGGUCUGUAGAAUCUUGAGUUGCGAGAC